CCAGUUAAAAGGUGCUUUGAAAUGUGCUUUUUACAGCAACUGGCAAGAUAUCUGAAGAAAGUCAUGGGGAACCUUUUUUCUGCAAGAAAAAUGGAAUGCCAACUCGUUCCAAAAAACAACAGACCAAUCAUAGGGAUUCUGUCAGUGGAUUGUGACGGUCACUUUGCCGAAUAUGGUAAGUCAUACAUAGCUGCGUCAUACGUCAAGAAUAUCGAGAGCGCUGGUGCCCGCGUCGUUCCAAUACGUAACGAUUUACCAGCAGAAGAAUUGGAAUCUCUCAUUAAUAGCAUCAAUGGGGUGAUAUUUCCAGGCGGGGGAGCUAGUCUAGCAGACUCCGCUUACUUCAGCGCUGGCAAGAUGAUUUAUGAUUUGGCGAUAAAGGAAAAUGACAAUGCGAAGGAGCCGUUUCCCUUGUGGGGAGCCUGCCUUGGUUUUGAGAUGCUGCAUAUCAUCAUAUCAGGGUUAAAAAAGGAGGAUAUGUUGGUGUCAUGUGAUGCAGAGAAUUAUUCUAUUCCUCUGGAAUUCACUGCAGAUGCGUAUACAAGUCGCAUGUUUAGUUCUGCUCAAGAUGGAGACAGAGUAAUGAAUAUUCUCAAAGAACAGGCUGUAACAAUUAACAUGCAUCAGAAAUGCGUGCCACCUGAGAAAUUCUAUGCAAAUAAUAACACUGUUGGAUUCUUCAAAAUCCUUUCAACCAACAAGGACCGGAAAGGAGUGGAAUUUAUCUCCACCGUUGAAGGCAAGAAGUAUCCCAUAUACGGAACACAGUGGCAUUCGGAAAAAUGUCAGUUUGAGUGGACACCAAAAGAAGUGAUUGACCAUUCAGCAGACGCUGUCUUUGUUGGACAGUAUAUGGCAAAUUUUUUCGUUAAUCAAGCUCGACAGAACACCCAUCACUUUGCAAGCGAGGAGGCAGAAGAAAAGGCCUUGAUUUACAAUUAUAAUCCAAUUGAUACUUCAAAGAUAUCUUCUUUUGAACAGUGUUAUUUCUUUUAAGUACCUUCAUUUUACACUGGCUGCGAUUUCCUUUGCUCAAUUUAGCACGAAAGAUACAGGUCUAGGUCUUUUCCGAGAAAGUUUUUCAGAAACUGUAGUUAGUAACACAAGUAAGCGCAGUCGAUGACUACAACUGUAAGGUUUUUGGUGAUUUGAAUCACACACAAAGUAACGGUGUUUACCCGUUAACCCCUAACAGUGACUAGUAUCUAAUAUCUCCUUACAAUAUCACCCCUAAAUCGCACACUUGUCACGAGAAUAAAGGAAAUGAUCACAAACUUGGGAGGCUCUUGAUUGUCGAACAAAUUUUCCUUAAAAAGAUAUAGAGACUAUCAUGGAGAAUAUGUAUACUGGUGUUGUGAUGUAAGUUUAUUCACUAGUUGAAAAUAUUUGUAUUGUAUAAUGAUGUACAUGUAGGAAGAAUUAAAGUGAAACAGUCAUCAGAAUGGGAUAACACUAUAACCUCUCCCAUCAGGCGCGCAUUAUAGCUUGUUAUAGGAGUUUCUCAUAUCAUUUUACUGAGUUGCCAGUGCUCAUUAAUUUUUAUUCGCUGAUGGAACAAGAACUAAGCAAAAUAAAGCAAAGUUCUUCUUUCCGUCUCUCUGCUGUUAUUGUACCCACGGCAAAAAAAUCAAAUAUUCUCUUUGGCAACAAGAAGUUGGUU
Pocillopora verrucosa is the source of this 1660-nucleotide messenger RNA. RefSeq names its product gamma-glutamyl hydrolase. Lineage: Eukaryota; Metazoa; Cnidaria; Anthozoa; Scleractinia; Pocilloporidae. Gene Ontology annotation, biological process: tetrahydrofolylpolyglutamate metabolic process. Gene Ontology annotation, cellular component: vacuole. The record is from RefSeq and is a predicted model, not a curated record. Gene Ontology annotation, molecular function: gamma-glutamyl-peptidase activity.